UUUUCUUUUAAAAAAUCCAGAGGGGACGUCAAUGUUUCCGCUGUCGUUUCCAGACCCCACACCCUUUGGCAAAAUAUAUCAAAUUCAAUAUUGGAGAUGAUGUAGCCUAUAUGCUAUUGUAAUAAUAUAACGUAGGCUAUAUCCAGAGAUCAUUCUGUAUGACGAAGAUUUAAGGCACAUGUUAAAUGCGAAUGGGUUAGAGUUCCUGAAAAGUUGCUGAGACAAAAGUGUAGGGGGAAUCGAAGCAAUAGCUCUAUAUGUUCUAUAGGCUAUAAUUUCUUAAAGGGACGCCCCUUUUUUGCAUACCUCCACACGUUUCCAUGAACGGACACGACACGCUCACUGAUACGCCGAUUCCCUUGUAACAGUAUCGGGAGCAUCCACCAGCUCAUAAGCGAUCUCCACUUUCCUCCGCGCACCAAACGACCAACUCAGGACUCCAGCAAACAUGACUGCUAAACACAGAAAUAAGAACAACUCGACCACCACCAACAACAACGAGAAAAAUAAUGCUCCACCACCACCACCACCUCAGCAACAAGAUGACGUGGCGAAGAAAAGUCAGAAAGCCAGCAAGGCAGAGACCCUACCAGCCCCUCACCCUAAAUCGAGUUCAGGGUCGGGAAGUUGUCUGAAACUUUUGGCUGCGCUUUGUUACAUCUCACUGGUGGCUGGUGCUGGUUUUGCGUCUUACUACCUUCAACAAGUAUUAGAAGAAGUCAGCCAAAUCAGCAACAGACAUGAAGAGUCUUUACAGAAGAAUUCAGAACUGGCACAGAAAGUGGAGACUGUUCUUCAACAGGUGGACUCUCUGAGCAGUUCACUGGCGUCUCUGGAAGGUUCCGUUACCGAAGGUGAGAGCGCGGUGCGCCUGCUGGGCUCGGCGGUGCAGAAGGGCGAGCAGGAGACGCAGCGCGUGCAGGAGGCCCUCCAGCGCCUCCAGAAGGAGAUCCUGCUCGACCUGUCCGAGGGCAUCCGCGAGGUGAAGGAGGCGCGCGAGCGCGACUUCUCCUCGCUCGAGUCGACCGUGGAGGACCGGCUGGCCGAGCUCAGCCGCUCCAUCGGCGACAGCGUGGCCGAGUUCGCCGGCGCCCAGGGCGAGUCGCGCGCCCAGCUCCAGGAGCUCCGCGCCCGCGUGGAGGAGCGCGAGGACCCGGCGAUGGUCAAGCAGGAGCUGACCGCCAUGGCCACCGCCAUCGCCGACCUGCACACCGCCAACCAGGUCGCCGAGGGCAACACCGGCGUGCUGCGCGAGCAGAUCGGGUCGGUCCGGGAGGAGCUGCAGGGCCGCAACAAGGAGAUGGCGUCGCUCUCGGAGGAGAUCGAGUCGGUGCGCGCGCUGGUGCAGACCACGGCGGGCGCCCUGCGCGAGGAGGUGAGCGCCGCCGAGGCCGCCGUUCAGGACAUGGCCGACCAAGCGCAGAGCCUGCAGAGCGGCCAGGAGCAGGCCGGCGCCGCCGUCCAGAGCCUGGAGAAGGAGCUGCGCGAGGAGAUCGCCAAGGCGCAGAGGCGCGCCGACGACCUCGAGAACCGGCUGACGGCCGUGCAGGAGAACGCCGAGGCCCUGGCCAGCGCCGACGCCGAGCAAGACGGCCAGAUGGAGGCCCUCCUGUCCAAGUACGACUCCUACGAAAGCGCGCUGGCCGCCCAGGGCAAGGCGGCGGAGAAGGCCCAGGAGGCCCUGAAGGCGGACCUGGAGGGACUGAGGGCCAGUCUGGGAGAGCAGCUCGAGGGCAGCGCGGCGUCCGUGGAGAGCGUCCGCGGCGACCUCUCCUCCGUCGGCCAGCAGCUGGCGGCCGUGGAGCAGAAAGUGGCCGCUCUCGGGGACGCGGGGGCCCUCGGCAAGGCCGUGGGAGACCUGCAGCAGCUCAGGGGCUCCGUGGACAAACUGCAGGCCAAAGCUCAGCAGCUGGAUGGCCAGGCGGAGGCUAUCGCCGGGCUGAAGAGCGCUGUGCAGGCGAUCAAGGCUGCAACAGCAGGCAAGGUGGGGAAAGCACCCAAAGCCAAAUAAGUGGACAGAGGUGGAGAGGCUAGAGAGUGAUAUGCUAUAGGGGUCAGGGGUGAUGAUGAGUAUAUCUUUGGGGAAGAUUUGAGGGUGUCAGUUUGCACAUGCAGCAGAAUAUUCUCUGUGUUUGUAUGUGUGUGUAUGAGUGUGUGUGUGUGAGUGUGUGCGUGUGUAUGUGUGUGUAUGUGUAUGUGGAGGAGGAGGAGACGAAGUAUAGAAAAUCGAGAAACAAGAAUUGAUUUAAAUCAAUGCCAAGAUAGUCUUUGUGGACUGCUGUUCUGUGAAUCUAAACACUUCAACCUGCACUGUAUUUUUUAAAUAGUUUUUCUCUUGUUUUUAUGAAGGGUCAUAUCAUGUCAUAAAAGCUCCCUACAACUCUUUGAAAAUCUGAUUGUACUGGCUGUUUUUUUUUUUCAAUAAAAGUUUGGAAACUACUGC
Sardina pilchardus (European sardine) is the source of this 2443-nucleotide messenger RNA. RefSeq names its product cytoskeleton associated protein 4 (gene ckap4). Lineage: Eukaryota; Metazoa; Chordata; Actinopteri; Clupeiformes; Clupeidae. The coding region runs from base 449 to 2011 and encodes 520 amino acids. The record is from RefSeq and is a predicted model, not a curated record. The transcript has 2 exons.